UUUCUUUUGCAUGUGCCUCUCUCUCUCUCUCUCUCUCUCUCUAUCUCAUACACACAUAGAGUUCAGAUACACACAGAGUUCAGAAGUUCACAACUCCAUCAUACAGACUCUCUCUGUCUCGCUGUCUUUGUCGCUGAAAACUCAGUUGCAGAAAAUCAAGGACCAGCAGCGAGAUCUCACACAAAAUCUAACUGAGAACUGAAUUUCCGCUUCGCCAAUCAAACCGAUCCAAUCUAGUCCCCCGCCAAUGAAGGCCAUCAAAGCCCUCAACCCCGCUGUCAUCACCUUCGACCACAAGAGGGAUGCUUAUGGGUUUGCUGUGAGACCUCAGCAUGUACAGAGAUACCGUGAAUAUGCUAAUAUCUACAAGGAGGAAGAGGAGGAAAGAUCAGAUAAGUGGAAUUUUUUCCUGGAACGGCAAGCAGAGUCAGUAGAAGAAGAUAAGAAGAGCCUCCAUGCUGGAGUUUCAGGGCAAGAACCAGAUGCUAGCUUGGAGAAAGUUGCUGAAGGAGACGAUUUAAGUGGCCAGAAGCUUGGUUCCAAUGAUUCGGCUGAAAAUGGUGCCAGAAAGGAGGAGGUACCUGCAGCUAAGGAGACAAAAACUCAUAAGCACCAAAUAUGGACUGAGAUCAGGCCAUCCCUUCGUGCCAUUGAAGAUAUGAUGAGCAUUCGUGUAAAGAAGAAAAACAAUUUAUCAAAAGAUGAGCAAGGUGCUGAAACUGGAAAGCUGCUUCCUUCUCCUAUUGAAGAGGCUAGAUCCUCUAAAGGAAUAUCUGAGGAGGACUCCGAGGAUGAAUUUUAUGAUGCAGAGAGGUCUGAUCCCAUUCAAGAUGUUCCUCCAAGUGAAACCCUCAGUGCCCCUGUUACUGGUGCUGCUAAUGACGUGGUCCCUCCAGAAUCUUUGGUUCCUUGGAAAGAAGAAUUAGAAGUCCUUGUUCGUGGUGGAGUGCCUAUGGCUCUCAGGGGAGAGCUUUGGCAAGCUUUUGCGGGUGUGAGAUCACGUCAUGUUGAGAAGUAUUACCAGGAUCUGCUAUCUCCAGAAAGUAAUUCUGGCAAUAACACAGAACAAAAUAGCACACGGUUGGACAACAAUAGUGAGGGCUUAACUACAGAUUCUGUAUGUGUGCCAGAGAAGUGGAAAGGGCAGAUUGAGAAGGAUUUGCCUCGAACAUUUCCGGGCCAUCCCGCUCUUGAUGAGGAUGGUAGAAAUGCUUUGAGGCGCUUACUUACAGCUUAUGCUAGACAUAAUCCAUCUGUUGGGUACUGCCAGGCCAUGAAUUUCUUUGCUGGCUUAUUACUUCUUUUGAUGCCUGAAGAAAAUGCUUUUUGGACCUUGAUGGGCAUUAUUGAUGACUAUUUUGAUGGCUAUUACUCAGAGGAAAUGAUAGAGUCUCAGGUUGACCAACUUGUUUUUGAGGAGUUGGUGCGCGAGAGAUUUCCUAAAUUGGUCAAUCAUCUAGAUUACCUGGGAGUGCAGGUGGCUUGGGUUACCGGACCGUGGUUCCUUUCCAUUUUUAUGAACAUGCUUCCAUGGGAAAGUGUUCUUCGAGUCUGGGAUGUGCUUCUUUUUGAAGGCAACCGCGUCAUGCUAUUUAGAACAGCACUUGCUUUGAUGGAGUUAUAUGGCCCUGCAUUGGUCACAUCUAAGGAUGCUGGAGACGCAGUUACUUUGCUGCAGUCGCUGGCGGGGUCAACAUUUGAUAGCAGUCAACUUGUAUUGACUGCUUCCAUGGGUUACCAAAAUGUAAAUGAAGCCCGGUUACAAGAGUUGAGAAGUAAACACCGGCCAGCUGUAAUAGCUGCACUUGAGGAAAGAUCAAAGGGGCUUCGAGCUUGGAGGGAUUCUCAGGGUCUGGCAUCUAAACUAUAUGGUUUUAAGCAUGAUCCUAAAUCAAUGAUAAUAGAAGCCAAUAAAACAGAACAAUCGUCUGAUACACAAACAAAUGGUUGUUUAUCUCAUUCGGAGUCUGGGUCCACAAAUUCAGAUGAAAUUCUCAUUAGCCUGAAUGGGGAUUUGGAGGUUGAUUCCGUCAAAGAUCUUCAAGAGCAGGUGAUGUGGUUGAAGGUUGAAUUGUGCAAGUUGCUGGAGGAGAAAAGAUCAGCUGUUCUCAGAGCUGAGGAAUUGGAGACGGCUUUGAUGGAAAUGGUCAAGCAGGAUAAUCGGCGGCAAUUGAGUGCCAGGGUUGAGCAGUUAGAGCAGGAGGUUGCUGAACUUCGAAGGGCCCUCUCUGAUAAGCAGGAACAAGAAAAUGCCAUGCUUCAGGUCUUAAUGCGGGUAGAGCAAGAGCAAAGGGUAACAGAAGAUGCUCGUAGAUUUUCCGAGCAAGAUGCAGCAGCACAAAGAUAUGCUGCUCAAGUGCUUCAGGAGAAGUAUGAAGAGGCCACUGCUUCAAUUGCUGAAAUGGAGAAGAGAGUGGUUAUGGCAGAAUCAAUGUUGGAGGCUACCUUGCAGUACCAAUCCGGCCAAGUUAAAGCACAACCCUCUCCACGAUCUCCACAUCCAGAUUCUUCAACAGCACGAAGCAAUCAAGAGUCUGCACAAGAUUUUCCUGCUAGAAAGAUUGGUUUGCUAGCUCGUCCAUUUGGACUUGGCUGGCGAGACCGGAACAAGGGGAAACAAGCUACUGUUGAGGAGCCCAUUGACAGUAAAUAUACCUAUGAAGGUCAAAGCCCCAGCCCACAACAAGCAGAUGCUAAUGGUGUGCAAGACCAAGAUAGAGAAUAACAGGUUUAUUAGAAUGAUACUGCAAUAGAUAUACUUCUUUGAUUUCCCCAUUCCAAUAUGCUUUUGGCUUGGUCGAUAUCUUCUGCGUCAGUGUCAGUGUCAGUUCAGGUGGUGGGUAGAUUUAGCUUCUGUAUUUAAUUUUGACUAGACAGAACCGAUAUUGAGCUCAUAUUCUUUCAUUAUUUGUUUGUUCAUUGCGUCGGUGGCAAUAAUAGUACGGUGGAGGAGAGAUUGUAAGCAGACACAUGAGAUCGAUCAUUACACAACUGUAUAAUAUUUGCAUUAGUAUCUUGCGU
Alnus glutinosa is the source of this 3021-nucleotide messenger RNA. RefSeq lists its product as uncharacterized. The transcript has 18 exons. The record is from RefSeq and is a predicted model, not a curated record. Bases 248 to 2725 code for a protein of 825 amino acids. Lineage: Eukaryota; Viridiplantae; Streptophyta; Magnoliopsida; Fagales; Betulaceae.